Lycium ferocissimum is the source of this 1382-nucleotide messenger RNA. RefSeq lists its product as uncharacterized. The transcript is spliced from 8 exons. NCBI's taxonomy places the organism in Eukaryota, Viridiplantae, Streptophyta, Magnoliopsida, Solanales, Solanaceae. Gene Ontology annotation, molecular function: zinc ion binding; ubiquitin-protein transferase activity. Gene Ontology annotation, cellular component: membrane. The coding region runs from base 211 to 1008 and encodes 265 amino acids. The record is from RefSeq and is a predicted model, not a curated record. Gene Ontology annotation, biological process: protein ubiquitination.
UCAUUUAUCAUUUUGUAUUUUCUCUGCUUGAUUCUUUGAAAAAUUUGAGUGCUUAAACAGACACUCAAUCUCUUGCUUCAUUCCAAAAGAGUUGAAAUCUUUUUAAAAAUAAAAAAGAGACCUUUCUUAGCUUGUAGAUAUCCGAUACCUUUCUUGCAAUUCUGGUGGAAAGCUGAUUGUUUAAGGCAUCACUUUUUCUGUUACAAAAGUAUGGGAGAUCACUUUGUAUUUUUGGUUGAUCGGUUGCUAACUGAAUCAACUUUGGAGGCUGCAAUUGAAAGCAGAAAUCAGAAACAGCUGGCAUCAUCGACGAGGAAUAACUCGGUAGUCGAUUGCUCUUCACAGGAUUCUGAUCCUAUGUUGAGUCCUAGGAAGAUGGUUGAAUGCAGGAUAUGUCAAGAUGAAGAUAUGGAUUCAAAUAUGGAAACUCCUUGCUCUUGUUGUGGUAGCUUGAAGUAUGCACAUCGGAGAUGCGUGCAAAGAUGGUGUAAUGAGAAGGGUGAUACCAUUUGUGAGAUAUGCCACCAGCCUUUUAGGCCUGGUUAUACGGCGCCUCCACCUAUUUUUCGACUUGGAGGCAUCCCAAUGAAUUUCAGGGGGAAUUGGGGAAUUGUCAGAAGAGACUUGAAUAAUCCUCGUCUGAUAGCAGUCGUUUCAACUGAUCGUGAUUUCAUCAACUCUGACGACUAUGAUGAUGACUAUGCAGUCUCUACAUCAAGAAGCAUGAUGUGUUGUCGUUCAGUCGCAAUGAUUUUUAUGUUGCUACUUGUUUUACGGCACACUCUUCCCAUCAUAGUCAAUCAAGCAGAGGACUAUUCGUUCCCUUUGGUCAUGCUACUACUGCUGAGGAUUACCGGCAUUGUUUUGCCUAUCUACAUCAUAAUGAAAGCAGUUACCUCUUGCCACAGACGCCAACGCCGGCAGGCUAUUUUACCUAUCUCCUCGUCUGAUGAAGAAUCCGGGCCCGUGAUACUGUCACAUCAACCUCCUAUCAUCGACACCCCGUGAAAGUGCUAGAUAUACGUCGUUCCACGUUUACUCUACUGUUAUUACAGCGUCCUGCUGCAUAAAACUUGCUGCAGAUAGGACGGAUGACUGGGAAAAGAAUACACAUGCGCGUGUUGCAGCUAGUGUUUCUUAUUGUGAAGGAUUAUCAGCAGUCAAAGAAGUUGUAGAUUGAAGAAAUAUCAAAAAAAGAAAAAAAAACAAAUUUGAAAAGGCUAAGAAAGAAAAAAGAUUUAAAGUUUCCCAUUAGAAAGGUUUCAAGGUUGUGAAUUAUUAGUUAGAAAUCUGUGUACAGUCAGUUAAGUCUCAACCAUGUAUAUGAACACACAAAAAGGUAGCAAGUUAGUCUACCUUAUGAUAUAUGAUAUGAUGUUUUU